UUCAAAUUCCAUUAUUUUCCAGGUAACAACAGGAAACAUUUAGGACAUACAGACACUUGUAGCAUAUUAGAAUCGAACAUGCUUCUGAAUGGAUUCUUGUAAUUUUAAGUUUCGAUUCGGAUUAAUCAGCUGUUGGUUAUUACUUGUUUCAACUAUUUCUUGCACGUUGCAAUGGAUAUAUACAAGAAGCAUUACUCUUAAUGCCGGUAAGAUUGAAAGUGUCAACAAGAUUAACAAUAUAAAUAUUUAUCCAACUAGAAAUUAUACUAUUGAAGAUUAUAAGCAAAUAACAGCUCACGUGCAACAAAGAUUUUACGACCUGCAGAAUCCAUAUGAUUGCAAAAAAGCAAGGAAGGUGGUAUGUGAUACUCGAACAAAUGGAUUCGGGAGUGAAGUACAUCUACUAACAAUCUGUUUAACGAUUGGCUUCAUGACAAACAGAACUGUUAUUAUUGAAUCAGAACAAUCGCAAUAUUCAAAAACAGGAUGGAAUGGUUUGCUGCUACCGAUGAGCAACAAUUGUACACAACUUUACAAUCAGACAUCACAAUUAGUAUUGAGUUUGUUCAAGUCAGAUGAUAUGCCUGUAAUAAAAGUUGGAUACAAAUCAUUCUACUUUGAUUUGCAACUUAUACUCCCCCACUACAUAGUGGAUGUGGUAAAAUGUUUUCAUUCCGACCCACAACUGUGGUGGGCUGGACAAAUCGCCAACUAUAUCCUUAGACCUACUCAGCGCGUUAGAAAUCUCAUUGCCAAACAAAAGCAGGAUCUUGGUUUCCAGAAUGUGAUUGUUGGACUUCAGGUUCGAAGGACAGAUAAAUUGUCUGAGGCAUACUACUACAAUUUAACAGACUACAUGGACAUUGCAGAGAAAUGGUACAAUGAUUACGAGAAAACAUCGGGAUAUACAAAGGUUAAACGUAGAAUAUUUUUGGCAACAGAUGUACCUGAUGUCGUCUUGGAAGCAAAGAAAUCUUACCCAGCCUACAAAUUUAUCAAUGAUAUCAAUGCUACAAUUGCAGCAAACAAACGUGAAACACGAUUUACAUUUUCAUCUUUGUCCGAUAUCAUAGUCGAUAUAUUUUUGUUAUCAAUGUGUGAUUACAUUGUUUGCACCAUGACGUCUAACGUGUGUAGACUAGCGUAUGAGCUGAUGCAGAGUCGCCAUAUAGAUGCGUCAACAUAUGCUAAAUCACUAGAUUGUGAUUACUAUAUCCAAAGACUAUACAAAGCCCAUUGCAAGAAGCAACCCACACGAGUAGAGCAGUUGAUGAACAUUACUCACAACACAUUUCAAUGAUACCUAACACUACUCUUUUUCACUUGACAAGUAACAAAAAUAUGAUUACGUGUAUGUAAUAACUGAAACUAAAUGUUAAAAACAUGGACUGGCAGAUUGAUGCAAAAAAAAAUACACACAGCAUAAUGCAAAAUUAACAAAAUAUAGCUUUUGAUCGCGUGUUUGGAAUAUUGAAACGGAAUACCUUACCUUGAUACCCUGGACAAAGGAUUUGUAUUUUUUAUGUGAAUACGUUAAUUUGAUAGUUUGAUCUAAAACCGUUUCUUUACACACCUUAAUGUAAUGAUUUGUAUUUAUUUGUAGCAAUGACCAGACAGGAUGACAAUCCUUUCUGAACUAUCAUUUCACAAACAACCAAUUGAUGCAGAUUGAAUACAUACACCAAUCACCAUAAUCAUGCUAAUUGUACCGAAGGUAUUUACGAAAGCCGAGGCCUAUUAGUAGGCUCAUUGUGAAAACAAACUUUCUGAAUUAGUUAAAUCUUUAAUAAAAAAUGAAACACAAUACGUUAUUAUAUUACUUAAUUCAAAUUAAUUCGAUACCGCUUGUAAAUAUGAUACUUAUAAAUAAAGCUGUAAAUGUGGUUAAAUAUUUUUACAAAGAGACAUGAGCUACAACAAUUCAAGAACUUUGAAUAACGUGUCUUAAAUUAAAUUAAAUCACAACUGGUUCAAGAGGCACAUAUGAAAACGAAAUACAAAAUAAUCAGUCUUUUUGGCUGGUCUAAAAGAUUUUGGUUGGGUUGGGUUGUACGUCUUCCAACUUUGCAAAGGUCAUUUGGCAACAUCCGAAGGAUGACUUAAUUGUUUUAGUUAAGAACGGCAC
This is a messenger RNA of Ruditapes philippinarum (Manila clam), 2125 nucleotides long. Its product is annotated as alpha-(1,6)-fucosyltransferase-like. NCBI's taxonomy places the organism in Eukaryota, Metazoa, Mollusca, Bivalvia, Venerida, Veneridae. Gene Ontology annotation, biological process: protein N-linked glycosylation. The coding region runs from base 89 to 1300 and encodes 403 amino acids. The transcript has 9 exons. The record is from RefSeq and is a predicted model, not a curated record. Gene Ontology annotation, molecular function: alpha-(1->6)-fucosyltransferase activity.